UCCAACUGCUAGCUGCUGAGGACCGUGAUUGUCUCUCUUGCUGAAGUGAGGACUUUGAACACACACACAACUCUGCUAAUUCACAGAGGAAUUUCAACAAGCCAGACAGAGAAGCCCGAGGGCAGGGAAUGGGUUACAGCAGCAUUCAAAGCACAGAGUAGUGGGUGUUUUCUUUGCCUGUUUAUUUCCUCCCUUUACUCCUCCUUUCUCUCAGUGUUGGGUUCAGCGAGGUGUCAACAUAGAGGAAAAGAGAACAAUGUGGAAAACAGCGGUGUUUGUGUUCCUGCUGCUCAACAUGGCUGUGCAUGUGAACGGUGCUGUAGAUAAGACGAGGGGGUCUGCGGCCAAAAAGUCCAGGCCAGAGAAGGAGGAGAAGACAGAAGAGCCUGAAACCAGUGACACCAUUCUUACAAGUGACACUGCUUCAUCAGCUUUCUCGGGUAACUUGCUGGUGGUCCCGAUGGACGGGAGCCACUGGGUGGGUAUUAAGGCCAUUGCCCAGGAAAUGGGUCGCCGUGGACACCGAGUCACCGUGGUGAUACCAGAGGUCAGCAUACGGAUGGGUCCAGGGAAACACUAUGAUACUGUGACAUAUCCUGUUCCUUAUGACAAGGCUUAUAUUGACUCUGUGAUGGCCGGACAUAAGGACAUGAUGCACAAAUCUGCACAGUCUUUCAUGGUGAAGGUAAAGACAGGAUUCUCAAACAUCCAGAAAAUUGUAAGUUUUAUUCACACCACUGCAGAGAGUCUACUGUUCAACGCCAGUCUCAUCUCACAUCUGGAACAGCAGGGCUUCGAUGCCGUGCUGACAGACCCCAUGGUGCCCACAGGCUCAUUAAUAGCUCGGAAAUUAGGUCUCCCCACUAUUAAUUUGCUGAGAGGAAUUCCCUGUUCACUGGAUAUGAAGUCUGCAGGCUGCCCUUCCCCACCCUCAUAUGUGCCUCGCUUUUUCACUCAAUACACAGAUAAAAUGAGCUUCAAAGAGAGAGCUGUCAACACUUUGGUAGCUUUGCUGGAGCCGCUGCUAUGCCGAAUACUGUACUGGCACUUUGACCAAAUAGCCUAUCAGUUUCUGGGGGAGGACGUGGGCGUAGCUGAAGUGCUGUCAGAAUCUGAUAUCUGGCUGCUGAGGAUCGACUUCACACUGGAGUUCCCACGCCCUCUCAUGCCAAACAUGGUAUUAGUUGGUGGCAUCAACUGCAAUGUGAGAAACCCACUGCCUGAGGAUUUGGAGUCCUGGGUAUCAGGAGAGCAUGGGUUUGUGGUGUUCACUCUGGGCACCAUGGUGACAGAUCUGCCAGAGGAGAAAACUUCCAUCUUCCUAGAGGCCUUCAGACAGAUACCACAGAAGGUGAUAUGGAGAUAUGCCGGGCAGGUUCCCGACAAUGUCCCAGAAAAUGUGAAGAUGAUGUCAUGGGUGCCUCAGAACGACCUGCUAGCACAUUCUGGAGCUCGGGCUUUCAUCACUCACGCUGGCUCACACGGUCUCUUUGAGGGACUGUGUCACGCUGUUCCCAUGGUGAUGAUGCCUUUAGGUGGGGACCAGCCUGACAACGCACAGAGGCUGGCGAGCAGGGGAGCUGGAGUCGUGCUAGAUAUAAUUUCUAUCACUACAGAAAGCCUCCUUCAGGGACUGAAUGAGGUCAUAAAUGACGUCAGGUAUAAAGAAAACAUACUGAAGCUGUCAGUUCUCCAUAACGACCGGCCAGCUGAGCCGCUUGACCUUUCCGUGUACUGGACAGAAUUCGUGAUGCGGCACAAGGGGGCAAAACAUCUUAAAGCUGCUGUCCAUGACCUCAACUGGAUCCAGUACUACUGCCUGGAUGUAAUUGCACUACUCGCUACCGUAGUUUUGGUUUUUGGUAUACUGACAGUAAAAUGCAUGAAAGUAUGCUUCCGCAAACUGAGCAGGAAGAGGAAACAGGACUAGAAUAGUGCUACAUUUCUACUUCACCUCAGCAGCACUGUUUGUUAAGGGACAUUAAAAAAUCAUUAUUGCCUUUAAAAUAAUAAUACAGAGUGAGUUAAAUUGUUUUUGGCUUAAAGGUGUGACAGGGUGAAAGAAGAAAAAGUGAAGCCAGUUGGUGA
Messenger RNA from Toxotes jaculatrix (banded archerfish), 2088 nucleotides. Its product is annotated as UDP-glucuronosyltransferase 1A1-like. Bases 257 to 1930 code for a protein of 557 amino acids. The record is from RefSeq and is a predicted model, not a curated record. The transcript has 9 exons. Gene Ontology annotation, molecular function: UDP-glycosyltransferase activity. NCBI's taxonomy places the organism in Eukaryota, Metazoa, Chordata, Actinopteri, Toxotidae.